Linum tenue is the source of this 203-nucleotide messenger RNA. The record is from the annotation of a GenBank genome assembly. Lineage: Eukaryota; Viridiplantae; Streptophyta; Magnoliopsida; Malpighiales; Linaceae.
CUUAGCGCGGGGGGUCUCGCUUCCUUCGACAUCGACGGAGAGCAGGGAAAUAGUCAAUGCAGAGAAGCUCGGCUAGGUCGGAAAUCGGAAUCGGAAUCGGAAUCGAGAAGCUGAGCGACGAGAAGUACACGGUGGCUGGGAAAUGCGAUUCCUAUUCUGCACCAUUUCCGAAACCAAGUCGUGGAUCUUCUCGUGAGCUCUGA